AUGGCGGCGGCGGCGGCGGCGCGGCUGGUCCUGGUGGGGCUGGUGCUGGGGGCGGCGCGCGCCGGGCGGGUCCCGCUGCUGGGCUGGUCCGGCCACAGCGCGCUCUGGCCCCCCCUGGCCGACAGCUUCGAGGGACACGUGGUCGGCGCGGCCCAGCUGAGGUCGCUCCUCGGCCCCGCCCUGGAUCGGGGCCCCCGCAACGUCCUGCUCUUCCUGCAGGAGCAGCUCAGCCUGGAGGAUUUCACAGCGUAUGGGGGGGUCUUUGGCAACAAGCCUGACAGCGCCUUCCCCAGCCUGGAGCGCGCCCUGGCGGGGGCCCCCUCAACCCUGGUGCUCCCGGCGGUGCAGGGGGCGGCGGCUGCCGGGGUCCUGGGGCUGCUGGAGGAGACGCUGGGGCUGAGCCCCCUGAACGUGGAGCCGGGCGCCUUGCGGGAGCUGGGCCUCAACGCCAGCCAGCCGGCCCUGCUGCUGGUGCGCCUGCCCCCCGCUGCCGGUUCCAGCCUCAUGGCCCCCAAGGAGGUGCUGAUGAGCAAUGAUGAGAUCAUCGGGCAGGUGCUCAGCGCCCUGAAGGAGGAGGAUGUGCCGUACACGGCGCUGCUGACGGCUGGAGCCCCCUCACGGGUUCUCCGGGACGUCUCUGGGGUGGCCCCCGGGCGAGUGGGCCGCCAGCUGCUGCAGAAGCCGACCCCAGCACCAGCGCAGCACCCCCCGGUGCGGUACCCCCUGACGGGCGAGCCCCAGAUCCUCUUCUGGGCCCAGAACUUUUCUGUGGUCCAGGGCAGCAAGUGGGUCGACCUGACGCCCCAGACAUUUGGGGCCGAGGCCUCCGUUGAUGUGAGCGGCUCGUUCUGGAGCUCCAACGAGUCUCGGCUGGUGCUGAAGUAUGCCAACGUUCUGGGGUCCCCUCUGACAGCCACCUUCCACAUGACCAGCUGGCGGUUUCCUGUCUCCGGCCGGGACUGGUUCCAGCUGAGCCGCCUGGAGCUGGUGACCCCCUCGGCCAGCCCCACUGUGUUCAACGCCUCGCAGGUGACGGCCCCCAGCAACUACUCCUGGCGCUGCGCCUACCUCAGCAGCCUGCCGGGCUUCGGGGCUGGCCUCCUGCCCCACGGCCCCGGCCCCAGCCCCAGCUGGGGGGUGCUGCUCCAGGAUGUGCAGCUGCAGGGGUUCAAUGUGCUGGGCCUGCAGUUCUCCUACGCCAGCGACUGCGCCGGGUUCUUCGCACCGGGCACCUGGAUGGGGCUGCUCACGGCCCUGCUGCUCGGCGCCAUCUUCGCCUGCGGCCUCCACGUGCUGCUGGCCCUCAAGACCAUGGACCGGUUCGACGACCCCAAGGGGGCCACCAUCGCUGUGCCCCAGGGCGAGUAGGGCGGGGCUGGGCCCUGCCCCCCCCUGCAGCUGGGAAACCCUGGGUCUGCACUGGGGCCUCAGCUGUGCCCCCUCUGGCGGGGAUCCCCCAGGCUCUGUACCCCCUUCUCUUCCCCCUCCGACACCCAGCCCUGGGCCCUGCUGCCCCCCUCCUGCCGGGGAUCCCCAAGGCUGUGUACCCCCUUCUCUUCCCCCUGCGCUGACACCCAGCCCUGGGCCCGGCUGCCCCCCUCUGGUGGGGAUCCCCAAGGCUCUGUACCCCCUUCUCUUCCCCCCGAUACCCAGCCCUGGGCCCUGCUGCCCCCCUCCUGCCGGGGAUCCCCCAGGCUCUGUACCCCCUUCUCUUCCCCCUCCGCUGACACCCAGCCCUGGGCCCGGCUGCCCCCCCCCCCCGGCAGGGAUCCCCCAGGCUCUGUACCCCCUUCUCUUCCCCCUGCGCUGACACCCAGCCCUGGGCCUGGCUGCCCCCCUCCUGCCGGGGAUCCCCCAGGCUCUGUACCCCCUUCUCUUCCCCCUCUGCUGACACCCAGCCCUGGGCCUGGCUGCCC
Molecule: messenger RNA, 1916 nt
Organism: Gopherus flavomarginatus (Mexican gopher tortoise)
Lineage: Eukaryota; Metazoa; Chordata; Testudines; Testudinidae
Product: V-type proton ATPase subunit S1-like
Exons: 10
Coding region: 1-1368 (455 amino acids)
Cellular component (GO): proton-transporting V-type ATPase complex
Source: RefSeq, a predicted model, not a curated record